CCGAAGCAGGUGGAGUGGCCCCCCAGUCUGUUGGAGGUGCCCGCCGAGACAAAGCUGGACUACACGGUGACUGACCUCCAUGGCGGCCCACAGCCUGCCUCACCCUAUGAGGAACGCUACAGGAAAACCACCUUCAAGGACCUGUUGUCAUUGUCACUGAUGAAGCGAGCUCGGAAAUCCUCUACCCCAAUUACUACAACUGCCAGCGCCUCAAGUGCUUGACCAGGUAAUUGCCAGCCAUACCUCCCUCCCAUAUGAUUUCACUGCAGUUUCAUUUCAGCAACAGUAAUUUAAAACAGCACGUUUUCUUUCCAUUUCACGUUUUCUUUCCAUUUCUACCCGUUGGGAAUGGGUAGCUAACUGUAUAAAACAUGAGGCGAGCACGGUCAUAUACUAAGCAGUAGCACCAGAACAAACAAAAAAAAAAAACAACACAGACUUUUUUUCUUGAAAGACCAAUUCAAUUUAGCGUGCAACUAGCAAACACUCAUUACUACCUAAUAUGUAGCUAUUCUGUGGAAUUUUGCAGGGCAGAAUUAAUGUCAUCUACAUCCCUUAACACACCUUUGAUGUGUGAACACGUUGGGCCUCCUUUUAAAUUGAUCUUCUCCUACCACAUUUAUACCUGCUAGAAAGUGAAAUAUACUCCGCCUUGAUGCAUUUAACAAAAACUAUUGAAUUAAAAUAAGAAACAUCCUACAUAAAAAGAACACUCAUGUUUGCAGAAUCAAGUACUCCGUGGAUGAUUAUACCAGGUUGAGCAUGGGGUGGAAACCAGACAACAAGGCAAAUAAAAUACAUUACCUUUUAGUUGGAUUAUGUAUUAGCAUAUUUUUGUCCCAGGUUAUCUUAAGGGUUUUCAGAAUUCACUUGCAAAAAGUUAUUGUACAAAACUCGACACUGCAGGCAACAGGUUGUUUGUGACAGUGGUGAGGUGACGAUCCAUAGAAGCAACUCAGAAAAGCCAGAGUAUAUUCAGACUCAGCUAGUGCAAAAGGAGAGCAAGGUGUGAGUUCUUCCCCUCCCUCCACUCAUCCCACUAACUGUGCACAUUUUGCAGCCAUGUCAAGGUGGAAUUUUUAAACUGCAUUAAGAAGCAGUGACCCAGCCCAAAGGCUACCCAUGACAACUUCUAGCACAUUUGAUUUCAAACAGAAACUACAGCUGUUUUGGGGAAAAAGAAAAAGAAAAAAAAAAGGCAAGCAAACAAUGACAAUAAAAAAGCACCAAACUUUCUCAUCACUUCCCCAGCAGACCAGGGUAAAAGAAAAAAAAUCUGCAAUAUACUUAGCUUCAAGUAUCUAGUCAGAGCUGAUAGUCUCAGCUAAACUUUUUAACAUGUAAUUCAAAACGAUGUAAUGGGACGUAGGGGUUCUAUCAGAGUGAAGAGCGAAUUGAAGCUACCAGUGAUUAUCUAGGUAUUUCUCUUUUCCCACACCAUGCAUAAAUCUGUUCAAAGCUUCUAACCUUUUUUCUUCCAUGAGGUAGUUAAAGGCUGUUCCCCAGAGAUAACAGGCUUGCAGUCUUCUGGUAUGAUGAGAUCUGUUAACUGAUGAUACACAGCCCUUGCUUAUGGGAGCCUCCUCUUAGGAGAUGUUAACAUCUCAUCUAAAUUUUUGUUCCCCUGUCUGUAUGAGAGCAGAUGCCAACUGCUGACAUCGCGUCUGUUCUCUUUGCCACUGAGACUCCUAUUAUCAGAAAUUUCUCAGUCUCUUCUGGUGCAUCUACCCCUUCCUGAUAUAAGACAGUUCCACUGGACUGGGAGUUACAAAAAAACAAAGAUGGAAAGCCUGAUUUGUGAACAGUUUUUGGCUUGUUUCUUUUUUUCCCAAUUUCCUGACAGGCAGAAGUUGAAGGAUGCUCAGCUACAGCCAGGUAUCUCUGAUGACUUAAAAACAAUUAAGGAGAAGAUGGGUGUUGAUGAUGAUGAGUCUGUGGACUUUUUUCUCCUCCUUGAUAACAUUUAUGCUGAACAGGUGCACGGUUUACCAAGCUGCCCUGUGCUGAAAGACUUUCAGCAGACCAUUGAGCGUCGAUGCAUAGACUCACUGCUUUUCGUUCUGGAAGACGGUUCAAGAGAAGUUCUUCAGAUGAGCGUUGGUCUCCUUUUCUAUACCUUACAGAAGAACAUUACAGAAGCAGCAGAUCCCUCAUCUCCAGCUGAAGAGGCCAGAAAGCUCAUUCUGUAUGCUUCUCAUGAUGUUACCCUUAUUCCUCUCCUGAUGGCCCUGGGCACCUUUGAUCACAAGUGGCCCCCUUACGCUGCAGAUGUGACCCUCGAACUGUAUCGGCACCGGCAGUCCAAAGAGUGGUUUGUUCGCGUGUCUUACCAUGGAGAGGAGCAAGUGGUGAAAGGAUGCAGAGCAGGCCUCUGCCCACUAGAAGAAUUUCUAAAAGUUCUUUCGCAGUACUCGGUCAGUCCAGAGGAAUACAAUAACCUGUGCUCUCAAAUGGAGGGGAGUCAGCAAAGUGACUUGUAAACAGUAGUCUUAAAUUAAACCGUUUAAUAUCAUCAGAA
This is a messenger RNA of Numida meleagris (helmeted guineafowl), 2518 nucleotides long. It is a transcript of the gene ACP6, whose product is annotated as acid phosphatase 6, lysophosphatidic. Gene Ontology annotation, molecular function: phosphatase activity. Bases 1782 to 2480 code for a protein of 232 amino acids. The record is from RefSeq and is a predicted model, not a curated record. NCBI's taxonomy places the organism in Eukaryota, Metazoa, Chordata, Aves, Galliformes, Numididae. Gene Ontology annotation, biological process: dephosphorylation. The transcript has 6 exons.